Nezara viridula (southern green stink bug) is the source of this 378-nucleotide messenger RNA. NCBI's taxonomy places the organism in Eukaryota, Metazoa, Arthropoda, Insecta, Hemiptera, Pentatomidae. The record is from the annotation of a GenBank genome assembly.
AUGAGGGACGACCAGUCAUGGAGUCAUGAAGGAAAACUCUUCGGGGUCGGCGACCAGCUGGAAGGCCAAUCGGAACUACAUCCAAAGGUCAUCCAGUCGAGGCCCGUUAGAGGGUGCUCCACUGCCCCGCUCCGUUCCCACAGCAACAGGCCUUCCACUUCUUGCAGCGGUGGUAUGCGGGUGACCUUUCCCGAUGGGAUUGCCGGUCCUUCUUCGGCACCUCUGCAAAUGGAAGAAGCAGCCUGGUCUGAUUAUUCCGGUCUCAGGGGCGACAUUCACUUAGCCUCUUUGUACCAGUACCACCUUAAAGGUCACGCGAGGAGAAAGAACCGCGACUCUCUUGUUCCAAUGAAAUGUCGUUCCACGGAAUUUAUUUAA